AUGGCAGAAACAAAGCCUAAGCCAGCGAUUCUGAUCGUAUCAGAUACCGCAUCUCAGAAUCCAGCAUCUGAUAAAACAGUGGAUGCUCUCUCGACAUCAUUUGCCGCAGCAGGGCCGGGUGCCUGGGAGUCGCCCGUCACCAAGAUUGUACCGGACAGUGUGCUUGAUAUCCAGCGAACCAUUUGCGAUUGGACAGAUGGACCGAACUGGUUUAAUUUGAUUCUUGUCAGCGGCGGAACAGGGUUUGCAGCUAAGGAUAAUACGCCCGAGGCCGUAUCACCUCUCAUCCAUCGCCAUGCGCCGGGUCUUGUACACGGCAUGAUUGCGGCGUCUUUGCAGGUUACGCCUUUUGCCAUGAUGUCUCGACCAGUGGCAGGUGUUCGCGACAAAUCGUUGAUCAUCACACUACCAGGAUCGCCAAAAGGAGCCAAAGAGAAUCUCGAAGCAAUCAUUAAGCUUCUGCCGCAUGCGUGUAUCCAAGCAGCUGGAGCAAACUCCAGAGCUAUCCAUGCGGGUGGCGUUAAGAAGCUUGAAGCCGAUGCAGGCGUAUCUUCUGGAGGGCAGGGCCAUUCCCACUCUCACGACCAUCAUCAUCACCAUCAUCACCAUGACCACGGCCACGGCCACGCAAUUCCAAAACCGCAUACAUCGCCCUCAGAGCGACCACAAUCCAACGAUCUCAAUGGAGCACCAAGCCGGCGGCACCGUUCAUCACCGUACCCAAUGCUCUCUGUGGACGAAGCACUUAAGUUAAUCAGCGAACAUACCCCUGGACCCGAAGUGGUUGAAGUACCCGUGACGACUGCGCUCGUCGGUUCCGUGGUGGCUGAAGAUGUCUACUCCAGAGAGGCCGUUCCAGCAUAUCGAGCUAGCAUUGUCGAUGGCUACGCAGUCAUCGCUCCGGAGUCGCCUACAUCCGGCCCAAGCACAAAAGGAGUAUUCCCCGUGGCUUCUGUCACGUAUGCCAACGCAGGUGGAGUUCUAUCGCCUCUCGAAUCCGGAACCAUUGCCAGAAUCACAACCGGAGCACCUCUCCCAGCCAACGCCAAUGCGGUAGUCAUGGUUGAAGACACGGUCCUCGAAUCAACAACUCCAGACGGAAACGAAGAAGCAACCGUCGAAAUCCUAACCGGAGACAUCAAACCAAAAGAGAACGUCCGCGAACCAGGCAGCGAUGUCGCACUAGGAUCUCGAAUCCUUCAAAAAGGCGACCAAAUCACAUCCAUCGGCGGCGAGCUCGGCCUCCUAGCCGCAACAGGAACCAAAACCGUCAAGGUCUUCAAGAAGCCCUGCAUCGGUGUCCUGAGCACCGGCGACGAACUCGUCGAGCACAACGCCCCUGUUACUCUCCAAGGCAGCCAGAUCCGCGAUUCCAACCGCCCCUCUCUCCUAUCCUGUCUGGCGUCCUGGGGCUUCCCAACAGUCGACCUGGGAAUCGUCCGCGACACCGCAGGCGAACUCGAGCAAUCCCUCCGCGAUGCACUAAGAGGAGUCGGACAAACUGACUCAUCCAACAUCGACGUAAUCGUCACCACCGGCGGCGUAUCGAUGGGCGAAUUGGACCUCCUCAAACCCACCAUCGAGCGCUCCCUAGGCGGAACUAUCCAUUUCGGACGUGUUUCCAUGAAACCAGGCAAACCGACUACUUUCGCUACCAUACCUUUCAAACCUUCAACAACAACAACAUCAUCACAAUCAGAACGUCAGUCAAAACUCAUAUUCUCGCUCCCUGGUAACCCCGCCUCAGCACUCGUCACGCUAAACCUCUUCGUCCUCCCAUCUCUGCACAAGUUAAUGGGAUUGGGCGAACGAUGUGCAUCUCUUUCUCUACCUGGUACGCUAGGCCUGCCGCUUGUAUCGGUCGCCCUGGCGCAUCCAUUCCCGCUUGACUCCAAACGCACAGAUUACCAUCGUGCCAUUGUUACGGCCUCGCGGACGGAUGGGAGAUUAUACGCUUCGAGUACAGGCUUGGAAGGUGUUGGACAGCGCAGUUCGAGGGUUGGGAGUAUGGCUAGUGCGAAUGCGCUUGUGGUGUUGCAGCCAGGAAGUGGGAAGGCUGAGAAGGGGAGGUUGGUGCAGGCGUUGAUGUUGGGGAAUGUCAUUGCUGGGGAGUGA
Aspergillus glaucus CBS 516.65 is the source of this 2115-nucleotide messenger RNA. RefSeq lists its product as uncharacterized. Gene Ontology annotation, molecular function: molybdopterin molybdotransferase activity. Gene Ontology annotation, biological process: molybdenum incorporation into molybdenum-molybdopterin complex; Mo-molybdopterin cofactor biosynthetic process. The transcript has 4 exons. NCBI's taxonomy places the organism in Eukaryota, Fungi, Ascomycota, Eurotiomycetes, Eurotiales, Aspergillaceae. Gene Ontology annotation, cellular component: cytosol; cytoplasm. Bases 1 to 2115 code for a protein of 704 amino acids. The record is from RefSeq and is a predicted model, not a curated record.